This is a messenger RNA of Salarias fasciatus (jewelled blenny), 3465 nucleotides long. RefSeq names its product adenylate cyclase type 3-like. Bases 118 to 3408 code for a protein of 1096 amino acids. The transcript has 20 exons. Gene Ontology annotation, biological process: adenylate cyclase-activating G protein-coupled receptor signaling pathway; cAMP biosynthetic process; intracellular signal transduction. Gene Ontology annotation, molecular function: adenylate cyclase activity. Lineage: Eukaryota; Metazoa; Chordata; Actinopteri; Blenniiformes; Blenniidae. Gene Ontology annotation, cellular component: plasma membrane. The record is from RefSeq and is a predicted model, not a curated record.
CACACUGAGGAGACGCAGCACUACUUUUCCACUGAUUUUGCUUUUGUGUGCUUCAGAAGUUGCAUUCCAGAGGUACAGUAUUACAUUCUCAGGUAGGCUGAACUUCAGUCAACACUCAUGUCUCUGAAUCGGGUUCAUACGACGGACACUGGGCAGUCUGCGGAGUGCUCUGUGGAGUAUUCAGGCCAGAUUCCCAGUGAUCCCAGUUAUGAGGCAGGCCGGAGCCGUGAAGUGACCACGCUCCAGUCCAGGUGCUGCUACUGCCUGCCGCGCGCCGUGCGCCUCACCUUCACGCCCGAGUCGCUGGAAAGGAUCUAUCAGAACUACUUCCGCCGGCAGAGGCAGGAGAACCUGCUGGUGCUGGUGGUUUUUGCCGCCCUCUUCAACAGCUUCAUCAUCGUCAUGUGUGCGGUGUUGUACACAGACGACAAGCUGGCCACGGUGGUGGUCGCUGCCGUGGGUCUGGCUGCAGACGUUGUGCUGUACGCACUGUGCAGGUUGCAGAAACUCCCCAAGACCCCCGUCUCACGCGGGGCAGUGCCGUACAUACUGUGGCUGAUGGUCACCGUCCACGUUUUAUGCUACAUGGGGUUGAACUACGAGCGCUUCCCGCAGGCCAGCGACUCGGUGGGCUGGCAGGCCUUCUUCAGUUUCUCCAGCUUUCUGACUCUGCCGCUGAACCUGGUGCCCCUCGUGCUGCUCACCGCCCUCUCCUGUGGGAUUCACACCCUCGUCCUGGGGGUGACUGUGGCUCAGAGGUUUGAGGACAACGUGCAGGGGCCCAUGCUGGUGAGACAGCUCCUCGCCAAUGUGAUGCUGUACGCGUGUGCAGCCAUAGUCGGGGUGAUGGCGUACUACAUGGCAGAUAGAAAAUACAGGACGGCAUUUCUGGAAGCUCGUCAGUCGCUGGAGGUCAAACUGACACUAGAGGAGCAGAGCACCCAGCAGGAGGAACUGUUACUGUCCAUCCUGCCCAAACACAUCGCUGAUGAGAUGCUGCAGGGCAUGAAGAACCAGGCCGAUCAGAGCGAAGUCCAGCAGCAGCAGCAGCAGUUCAACACUAUGUACAUGUACCGCCACGAAAACGUCAGCAUCCUCUUUGCAGACAUCGUGGGCUUCACUCAGCUGUCCUCAGCCUGCAGCGCCCAGGAGCUCGUAAAGCUGCUGAAUGAGCUGUUUGCCCGCUUCGAUAAACUGGCAGCACAAUACCACCAACUGAGGAUUAAGAUUCUUGGAGAUUGUUACUACUGCAUCUGUGGGCUUCCUGACUUCCGGGAGGACCAUGCUGCCUGCUCCAUAAUGAUGGGACUCGCAAUGGUCGACGCCAUUUCGUAUGUGCGGGAGAAGACUAAAACGGAGGUGGACAUGCGUGUGGGUGUCCACACGGGCACGGUGCUGGGAGGAGUGCUGGGCCAGAAACGCUGGCAGUUUGACGUUUGGUCCACUGACGUGACCGUGGCCAACAAGAUGGAAUCUGGAGGGAUUCCAGGGAGAGUGCAUAUUUCCCAGACGACUAAAGACAGCCUGCACGGGGAAUUCGAACUGGAAGCGGGUAACGGAGGGGAUCGAUGCGAGUACCUGCUGGAGAAAGGCAUCGACACAUACUUGGUUUUGGUUCCCAAGCAAGCGGCAAACGGGCUUAACGGAAAUACGCCGGCCACUUUGACCAACAGAAACUCAAAUCAGUUGAUCAAUACAACAGCCACCAGCGGGAACACGGCCUCACACCAAUCUACACCCACCGAGCCAAAGCAGGAGAGGAGCAAAACGGUACAGGAACAAGUGAUCAACAGACGACUGCAGCAGGAGCUGCUUGAGAGAGAAUCUCAGCAAAUAAUGAAAGAUCAUCAGAUCAACCCUUUUUCAUUGCGUUUUGUGGAUGGAAAGUUGGAGGAACAUUACUCCUCGGAGAAGGAGAAGAGAAGUGGAGCAGCCUUCAGCUGCUGCAACAUCGUGCUGUUCUUCAUCACAGCGAUGGAGGUGUUCAUAGACCCGCUGCUGGUCGUGAACUAUGUGACUCUUGCCAUUGGAGAGGUGUUGUUGCUCAUCCUGACAGUCUGCUCCCUGGCUGCCAUCUUCCCCAGGAUGUUCUCUAUGAAGUUAGUGUCAUUUUCCAUGUGGAUUGAUCGUACUCGAUGGGCAAGAAACACGUGGGCCAUGGCAGCCAUAUUUGUUCUGACAAUGGCUGUGAUUGCUGACAUGUUAAGUUGUGUCCCGCCGUCUCUUCGCCUCUACAACAGCACGUCCGGCCCCAUGCUGGAGUCGUUCGGCGACCGGGGCUGCGCCGAGAAUCCGAAGCACUACAGCUACAUGGCGGUCAUGGCGCUGAUCGCCACGGCCAUGCUGGUGCAGGUCAGCCACCUGAUUAAACUGGGCCUCAUGGUGCUCGUUGUCACAGCAACUGGAGCUGUGAACAUCUACAGCUGGCGGGACAUAUAUGAUCUGUAUGACUUCAUACAGUUUGCUUCCUACAGAACAUCCAUUGUGCCGUCCAAGUACCUCAUGACCAUGAUGAUUAUUGUCAUGAUGAUCAGCUUUUACCUCUUUGCUCGCCAUCUGGAGCAUCAGUCCAGACAGCUGUUUCUGUGGAAGAUAGGCAUACAUGACCAGAAAGAGAGGGUGUUUGAAAUGAGACGCUGGAAUGAAGCACUGGUCACCAACAUGCUGCCGGAUCACGUGGCCAAACACUUCCUGGGCUCAAAGAAGAGAGACGAGGAGCUGUACAGUCAGUCUUAUGAAGAGAUAGGAGUGAUGUUUGCCUCCAUUCCCAACUUUUCUGAUUUCUACACCGAGGAGAGCAUCAACAAUGGAGGCAUCGAAUGUCUCCGGAUUCUCAAUGAGAUCAUUUCAGACUUUGACAGCUUAUUGGACAGGGACGAGUUUCGGUGCAUCACUAAGAUCAAGACAAUCGGAAGCACCUACAUGGCCGCCUCGGGACUCACGCCAGAGAGCAGCACUAAUGGAUACUGCAAGAAAGAGACUCUGUCACAGAUUGAGCGCUGGCAGCAUCUCGCUGACCUGGCAGACUUUGCCCUGGCUAUGAAGGUCACCCUCGGAAACCUCAACAAACAGUCAUUCAAUAACUUCAUGCUUCGAAUCGGUUUGAAUAAAGGAGGCGUUCUCGCUGGGGUGAUUGGAGCUCGGAAGCCUCAUUAUGAUAUUUGGGGAAACACAGUCAACGUGGCCAGCAGGAUGGAGUCAACUGGAGUGAUGGGAAACAUCCAGGUGGUGGAGGACUGCUACAAUAUCCUGAAGGAUUAUGGCUUCCGCUUCAUCCGAAGAGGGCCCAUAUUUGUCAAAGGGAAAGGAGAGCUGCUUACGUAUUUCAUGAAAGGCAAAGACAAACCCAGUAAAAACGGUGGCCCAAUGACGUCUGCUCUCCCACAUCAAGUUGGAGACCAUUCCUGACUGUUUUCAUAUCCGGAGCGAUUACAGAUGGGCCAAAGUGGAAAAUCACUCUUGCUC